Molecule: messenger RNA, 3235 nt
Organism: Thecamonas trahens ATCC 50062
Lineage: Eukaryota; Apusomonadida; Apusomonadidae
Exons: 2
Coding region: 1-3207 (1068 amino acids)
Source: RefSeq, a predicted model, not a curated record
AUGGCCGAGUGGCGAAGUGGUGGGCGGGCGGCAAACAACGCGCGGGCGCUGGAUGUGGCGGUGGACAGGGCAGAGGCGGCUCGAGGGAGUGCAGCUGGAGCAGCAGCAGCAGCAGAUGCAGCUUUAACACGCAAGGUCCUCGACACUCUUGCUGCUCUCCUAGGAUCGGCCCGCCAGUCUGCCGCUUUCGAGUCGGAUCCGUCCAUCUUUGCCCUGAGCCUCCUCGCCGCACAUCCGGACCUGGUCCAUCCUACUGCGCUCCACGCCAUCCUUCAUGCUCUAGCCGCAUCGCGAUCUGCCGCAGCUGACUCUCCGCUUGCAGCAGCAGCAGCAGCGGUGCUGGAGGCUGUCCUUGCCCGCAACAGCCAUCCAGCUGCGAUUGCCUCGGCCGGCCUUGCUGCAUCGCCUGGCGUCUACGCCUCGCAUGCUCGAACCCAUUAUGCCGCCAUCGCAGCAGACGCUGCAGCAGACGCCUUUGCACGUCACUAUGCACUCUUUAGGGCGUGGCAUGUGUGGCAGAGGGAAAUGGGUGCAUCGGGUAAGGCUGCGCCGAUGAACUCAGGUCUAGGCGACGAGCUCGACGCGGCCUUGGCUGCUCUCCGCCAGCUCGUCCCGCCGCCCAGCUCGCCUGCCAUGGCACCAAGUGCGGUCCUGGCAGGCCUCGACAAAAUCCGCGAGUCCGAUGCCGUAGAGAGCACUUUUACCUUUGUUUCAGCACGCGACGCGCUCCGCCAUCCAUCGGCGCUGCGGGUCCACAACGCGCUCGCGGCUGCAGCCUCCGCCGCUGCUGCGUCUGGGCAAUUUGCCCAAGUCUGGACAGCGCUUCAGUAUGCGCACAAUGUGACACCUAGUCGUGUGCAAGAGUUGAUGAUGGAGCAGCUCGGUAGCCAGUCCAUUGAUGCGCUCGCCGCCUCGCUCACCGUCCCGCCGGCGGGGCCACCAUCACCUCACGGCGGUUUUGUAGCUCUUCCGCACCCGCCCAGUCUGGCGAGGUUUGUUGCUCCGAUUCAUCUAGUUCAUGUUACGGCCGCUGGAGGUGAGUACGACAGCGUGAUGCUUAUGGCGCAGGCCCGACGCCAUUCGAGGGUGCGGCUUGUUUCCAAGACCUGGCAAUCCUGGAUGCGCGAGCUAGCAUGUGCGUUUCGAACUGCAGAUUUAGGCUUUCUUCGCCCGUUUGUCAUCGCCUGGUACGAGCAUAUGGUGGCUGUGCGGAGUGCACGCCUGCGCGCACAAAAGCGCGCCGCGUUUGAGGCUCGGGUCUGGUCCCGCCAGUCCGAGACGCGGGCGGUCGAGGCCUGGAAAGCCUGGCGCUACCGCCUGGCUGCGGUGCGACGGAUUCGAGCUCGCAACCAACUCCUCGAUCGUCUGUGCUCUGCCUGGCGAAAGCUGCACCGCGCGUAUGCGAUGCGACGGGCAUGGGCAACAUGGCGACGGGCAACCGCUCGCGCCGACGCUGCGGCCGCUGUCACGGCGGUUGUCACCCGGCGAGUGUUGCUCCUGUGGCUCCGCCGGACAGCUGAACGGCGGCGACGGAGGGAAGCGCUUGCGGCAGCAGGCAAGCGGGCCGCACACUUGUGUGCUCUGCGUGUGCUUGCCCACUGGCGGGCAGCAUUGGCAGUGCGAAGCCGAGUCCGAGCGAGCGCUGAGUUUAUUAUCAUGAUUCGUCACGAGCGUGCUCUUGUGGGCAGGGCGUUUGCCGGCUGGCUGCAUGUGGUGACCACUGCUGCACGGGCGCGCGCAGCCGCGCAGGCCGCUGACGCGUUUGCUCGCAGUUCGCGGCUUCGAACGGCGCUCGGCACCUGGCGGGCAUGGGCAGUGCGAUCGCUGCGAAACCGGCGGCUGGUAGCUUUUGCGCGGGCCGCCCGGGAGCGUGCUAUUCGAGCAGACACACUGGCGGCAUGGCGAGCGUGGGUGUCACGACGGAGCCGGGCCCGCGAGCUUCUGGCCCGCGCUGAUGCAGGGCGGCGACGGAGAUUGCUGCGGACUGCCUUUGACGCGCUGGCACGCGCGCCUCGUUUUGCUGCUCUCGAGCAACGGGUCCAGACCCGCAGUCUUGCCACAGUGCUGGCGGCCUGGCGUACUGUUCUCGGGCGGGCUGCCGAGCGCGCGCGAGUGUGGGCGCGGGCACAGGCCCACGCUCAGGCGGCAUCUGCUGCACGGCUUCUACCGCGGGCUAUGAGAGCGUGGCAGUCUUUUGUGGCGCGGCGACGCGCGGCACGCCGCAAGCUUGCGGCAAAGCGUCAGAAAGCCGACGCCCACUUUGCGCGUCGGAGCCUGGUAGCAUGGCGUCGCGUCGCCCGGCAGAUCGGGCUGGAGCGACGUCAGACUGCCGCCGCCAGCGCGCUCGCUGUCCGAGCUGUCGCCCGUCGCGUCCUUGGCCGCUGGCAUCGAUGGACGUGCUUAUCGCGGGAGCUUGGCAAAUUUGUUGCCCGGCGAAAGGCACGCCAGGUGCGGCAAGUGCUGCUUGCGUGGGCGAAAGUGACGUCUGCUGCGUCUGUCGCUCGAGCUCGCAAGCAAGCGCUGAUUGUUGCGCGCCGGGCACGAGAGGUUCGAGCCAUGGCCACGGCAUGGCGGGCGUGGCGAGACGAUGUUGACGCCCGCACCAACGCUCGACUUGAACUUGCGGGCGUGUACCGAGUCCGCACGCUGCUGCGGUUGGCGAUGCGCGGCUUUGCCAGCCAUGCGGCACAGAGCCGCGAGCUGAUGUCCCGCGCCGAGGCACUUGAGCAGGCUCGGAUGGAGAGUCUGGCCCGCCGUGCGCUUUUCAAGUGGCAAGAAGCGACUGCCGCCGCUGCAGCGGCAGCGGAUGUGGCGCACUGGACGGCUGUGGCGGCCGCGCACCGCGACGAUGCACUGAUGCGUCGGGCGCUGCGUGGGUGGGCAGCGCAUGUCGAGGCGCGUGCGCUCGCAGAGGCACAAGUCGCCGAGGCUGUUGCCUUUGCGCGAUACCGCAGACUCACCCGCGCGAUGACAACAUGGCGAGGAGCAGCAGUGUUAGUGAGAGAGCGACGGCUGCUCCGCUACGCGUUUGAGUACUGGUUCGAAGUAACGCAAGCGACUUGCGAGUUUGAGACCCGCAUCGACGCUCUUCUCCAGCUUGUCGACCUCAACACCAAGUCGCGGAUGUUCUUCCGAUGGAAACAGAUGUACACAGGCCUGCAACUGUCAGAAGCCACGCGACGUGAUCUUCAAGACAAGCUCGCGUAGCACCUUUUAUUGAAGCCGAGGGACCCUG